CCAGAGAGGGAAGCAGCGUGGUCUUACCAGUAAUAGCAAAAACAUCCCAGUGGAGAUACAAUUGCGGUAAUAAACACCGUUCAAAAACUGUAUGCGAAGUCUCAAGUAGGGAACAGCCGACUCAGGAGGACGAGAGGAGAAGGCUUCAAAGAGCCGCUCGGGCUUGUGGGUGAAAACAAAAAGACCGCCUUUGUGACCCAAACAACUGAUUUCUUCUGGCCUAGGACAAAAACUGGAAACGAGUGGACCUGGGAGACGGUGUAUAAGUUUCCGCUUAGAGCCCAAAGAUCUGUGCUUGGCAAUGCCUCAGCCCAGCAUCUGUGGGAUGGAUCCUCCUUUCGGGGAUGCCUUUCAGACCUACACCUUUGCUGACCAGGCGCUGACCAGCACCGACCUGUUGGCGAGCAGCUCGGACCCGGACUUCAUGUACGAGCUGGACAGAGAUAUGAGUUGCAGACAGAGCCCCAGGUCUGACAUCCUGGCAGUGGGGGACUGCAAGGAGAUCGAGAGCAUGGAGCAGCUGGCAGAGGUGCUGGACAGCGACCCCAUCUACAGCUCCAACUUCGAGCAGUGGGACUCGUACUGGGAGGACCUGACCAAGUACACCAAGCUGACCAGCUGCGACAUCUGGGGGACGAAGGAGGUGGACUUCCUGGGGCUGGACGACUUCUCCAGCCCCUACCAGGACGAGGAGGUGAUCGGGAAGACGCCCACGCUGGCGCAGCUCAACAGCGAGGACUCGCAGCCCGUGUGCGAGACGCUCUACCACCCAGACCUGCUGCAGAGCCAGAAGCCCCACCCGCCCUCCGCCUCAUCGCAUGGCAAGAAGGCACCCGUCCGGCCGGCCUCCGCCAGGAACCCCCUCCCGGAUUUCGCCGAGGGCUCCCAGAAGGCCACCUGGCCCGUCCCCUCCAGCACUGAGACCAUGUCGAAGGCCCAGGCCAAGCCGCCCAAGGCUGCCACGUCCCCGCCCGCGCCCUCGGAUAGCAAGGACUACGUGCGCAAGGCCAGCGUCCGCGUGAACGCGCCGCGCCGAGCCGCGCCGGACGGCGUCUUGCCGCCGGCUACCGCUGCCACCUUCAGGGAGGGCCCUGCUGCCCCCCCGGCCGUCGUCGCCGCCGCCACCACGGUUACUGCGGCCUCUGUCGCGGUUUUAACCACAGACAAGAAAACAGAGAGGCCGCGUCUUGGUGAGGCUCCUGUUCCAGAUACCGGCGUUCCCCAGUCACUGUCCCACAAGCUCUUUCCGGGGACAGAGGACAACCAGGCCCUGGUCCCCACCGGUCCCCUGGGGACUGAGGCCGCCCUGGACAAGAAGAAGGAGGAAGAGCACAACUACUCCCUGUUUCUGUCCCAGGGCAAGCUGGCAGUCAAAGAGGAGCCAGAGGCAGAGGAAGAAGACGAGGAGGAGGAGGAGGAGGAGGAGGAGGAGGAAGAGGAAGCAGAGCUGGAUGAUGAGGGUUUCGGCAGCGAGCACGAGCUGUCCGAGAACGAGGACGAGGAGGACGAGGAGGAGGAGGAAGACGAGGACUACGAGGGCGACAAGGACGAUGACAUGAGCGACACGUUCUCUGAGCAAGGGUGCGACAACGACACCGUGGAGGACGUGAAGGGCCUGGCGGCAGGGAUCUCUCGUAAGAGGGGCAAGCGCCGGUACUUCUGGGAGUACAGCGAGCAGAUCCCCUCCUCCAAGCAGGAGCGCAUGCUGCUGCCCUCAGAGUGGGACAGGGACACGCUGCCCAGCAACAUGUACCAAAAAGGAGGCCUGCACCAAGGGAAGUACAUGGUGAAGAAGUCCCGGCGCACCGACGUGGAGGACCUCACCCCCAACCCCCGCAAGCUGCUGCAGAUCGGGAACGAGCUCCGCAAGCUCAACAAGGUGAUCAGCGACCUGACGCCCGUCAGCGAGCUGCCGCUCAACGCCCGACCCCGCUCUCGCAAGGAGAAGAACAAGCUGGCCUCCAGGGCCUGCAGAUUGAAGAAGAAGGCUCAGUACGAGGCUAACAAAGUCAAGCUGUGGGGCCUCACUACCGAAUACGACCGACUGCUGUUUGUGAUCAAUGCCAUCAAAGAAGAGAUUGUCAGCAGAGUGCAGGAUCUCACAAAGGGAGACAAGGGAACAAGUAUGACUGAAAAUCUGGACAGACUCAUCAUGGAAACCCUUGUGAAGUCACCAGUUGCCGGGCAGACGUCGGAUUUUGUGAACCAGAUCCUGGAGACCACCAGCAGAGGGGAUCCCACAGGGGGGCUGGUGGGCCUCCGCGUUCCCACUUCCAAAGUGUAGAGCGGCAGUCUGGAGGUCCCUGGAGAGGACAGACCAUCAUUCGUGUCCCAAACUGUAACGGCGUUCUGUUUUGCAUGCUUAUCCCAUCUAUAGAUACCCCCCACAAGCCUAGUGUGAAUAUAUAUAUACAGUAUAUAUGCCUACUCAUGUGUAUGUAUAUUUAUAUUAUGCACUUGUAAGGAAAUGGAACUUGUAGAGAUCUCUGCAUCCAGGUGUGUGUUACUUGCCAUUUCUGCAUGUGGUUGGUAAACGUCGUCUACGAGCCACCAGUUGCAAACUCAGCAUAGAAGUCAUACGCCCUGGUAUUUUUAUUUAUGUAAAAAAAGAGAGAGAAAAAAGGAAAAAAAAAAGAUAACAAAAGAGUAUCAGUCCUUGCUAUAGUGAUUUCCUACUGCAUCCCUCAGAGUGAUCGAGGCCUGUUUGCCGUAGCGUGAACUGAACAGCUGUAACGGGUACACUGUGGUGCAGUGGCAGUUUGCCCUCGUGGUUUUGGAACGGCUGUGGUCGCGGAGGGCGCGGAAUGGCAGAACGUCACAGCAGACUGCCGUGGAGGAAUUUACUCGGAAUGUUGUGCGCCACUUGUCCAAACCAACUGCUUACAUCACAUGACCUGUCUCUGAGACGGUGCGCUGAGGUACUCAGAAAGGUGAAAGGUGUGCAGCUGUCCUUUCCCAGAGACGACGACGCAUGCUUUACCGCUGUCCGCCUUCCGCUAAAGUAAACAGACAACUUAGGGUUGUCUGAGAGAGGCAACUCCAUAGUGGACAAGCCGAAAAAAGUACAACAAAAUACAAGGGUCCGUGAAACGAUCGGAAGCUUGUGUCGAUAUUGAAUGGAGGUUGCUCUAGAAACAGCACUGAUCCGAGAUCUGACAUUGGGGCCUUCGGUGUGAGAAUGACAGCGGAGCAGACUAGUGUGGUUAGUUUUUGUUGAGUUUGGUCGGAAAUUCACGGGAGAGCGCGUGGCAAUGUUCCGUCGCCCUCUUGUUAUUUUGGAGUAAGCUAAAGGGGCACGGUGACCGGAUUAGAGGGGAACCCCACGCUGUUACUGGGAGAAGCUCCUAUAUUCGAAACUAGAUUCUGAUGACAGAAACUCUUUCCCACAGUUUGAUUGAAAUCACUGACAUCAAAAUACGGUGGAUUUUGUGAACAGGGAGGGAAUUUGGAAUUUUCCCAUGUUUAUGCUCGAUUUUGUACGUUAAACAAGUAAUAUUCAUUGUGCCUUGUAUUUAAGAUGAGACGAUUACAGAAUUCCCAGGGGUUUAAGCAAGUGUACUUUUUAACACGGAUGGAGUGUUGGAGGCAGGGAUGCCUGUUUUGUGGAUUUUGUUGUUAUUUUAGCUCUUUAAAAUAUUAUGAAUGUACAUAUGGACGCAGAAAUUGUAGAUAUAUGCCACAGAGUCUUUGCAUUGUAUUAUAAGAUAGCUCUGGCAAAUGUUACUUUGGUUUUUGGUACUUUGCUGGUGGGGGAAGGGGACUAAAAAGAAAAUAUAUAUAAAAAAGAGAAAUAUUUGCACACUAUUUUGAUUGUUUUUUUUUUUGUACCAAAGAUGAAUGCAACAUAAAUGGCUAACAGCCAGUUUCAAGUAAGGUUUUGCACAGCUUACCUGACACCGUAUUGAAUGUAGAAAAAAGUGGGAGGAGUCAUUGACAUUCAUUGAACUGUGAAUUUUGCUUAGGUCCAAUUAUCCACAGGAAAAAAAAAGCAUUCAUUCACACUUUAAGUUUUUGUGUUCCUCUGGUGGGCUGAUCAAGUAGAUGCACUUAUUAUGA
Molecule: messenger RNA, 4056 nt
Organism: Megalops cyprinoides (Indo-Pacific tarpon)
Lineage: Eukaryota; Metazoa; Chordata; Actinopteri; Elopiformes; Megalopidae
Product: CREB3 regulatory factor-like
Exons: 9
Coding region: 302-2284 (660 amino acids)
Biological process (GO): regulation of transcription by RNA polymerase II; response to unfolded protein
Cellular component (GO): nucleus
Molecular function (GO): DNA-binding transcription factor activity, RNA polymerase II-specific; RNA polymerase II transcription regulatory region sequence-specific DNA binding
Source: RefSeq, a predicted model, not a curated record